Messenger RNA from Toxorhynchites rutilus septentrionalis, 3432 nucleotides. RefSeq lists its product as uncharacterized. The record is from RefSeq and is a predicted model, not a curated record. The transcript is spliced from 9 exons. Gene Ontology annotation, molecular function: protein binding; RNA binding; translation activator activity. The coding region runs from base 489 to 2423 and encodes 644 amino acids. Lineage: Eukaryota; Metazoa; Arthropoda; Insecta; Diptera; Culicidae. Gene Ontology annotation, biological process: regulation of translational initiation.
ACAAAUACGCUGCUAUUUGGCUGAAGGUAGCGGGAUCAUCCAUUUUGGCAGCAGAACGGGAAGACAUUUUUCCCUUCCCAAUUCGUUCGGCUGCAGCAAUCGUGAUUCCCGUUUUCCUCACCAGCAAGAACACUAAGCGAAAGAAGAUUAAUCAAGUCCACCAUCGCUAAAACUAGCGGUUCAAUAGAGGAUUUUGCCCUGGUGAAAGUUGGUGUUAUUUGCGUUAGUUUAGUUGGUUCUGAUUAGAAAAAAAAAAUUCAACAUGUUGCAUGCUGAUAACAUUUAGAUGUUUGCUCAUGCCGGAAGCACUAGCAAACGUGAAGGCAAGCUUUUGCUUGGCUCGUUUUGACCAACAUACCGAUAGUGUGGACUCAAAAGAAGGAAUAAUAGUGACACCCAAGUGUAACUGCAAUUAUCUGAAACCAACUUUCUCUCCAAUCAUAACAGAAGUACACAGACCGAGGGAUAAAAAAGCUUAGUCCGGUCAAAUGGAUCAGCAGGCAGGAAGCGGAAGCUGGCAGUUCUGCCCGGAGGAGAACCAUCAGAAGCUGAGGGCGCCCAGAAGUGCAGGCACAGGAACAAAUGCAAACGCAAACGCAAACGUGAAUAUCGGUGCUAGUGGGAGCGCAGGUUUGUCGGCGAACGCGCCCGAAUUCAUUCCGAAGCGGAUCUCAAACCAUCAGCCGCCCCAGCAACAACAAUAUGGCAUGCAUAACUCACACCAUCAGAAUCAGCAGCAUCACCAUAGGUAUCGUGGUGGCGACAAUAACGGCGGGGGAGGAGGAAGUUUAGGCGGUGGCGGUAAUUCGUACGGCAUGGGCUCAAUGUAUCAACAACAACAACAACAUCACCAGCAGCAGCAACAUCAUCAUCACAACAUGGGCAAUAGUGGUAUGAUGAAUGGAACGGAUAUGGCGGGAAAAUCGAAAAUUGCGGGUCGACUCUUAAACCACCAGGUUUCCCAACAACAACAACAACAGCAGCAACAACAACAAAUAGGACAUCACAUGUAUGAUAACAAGGAUAUGCGCAACCCCCCACACUAUAACCAUCAUCCAACCCAACACUUUGCGCAACAUUCUCAACAGCAACGUUUGCAGCAUCACCAACAGCAGACGUCGGCACCACCCCAUCUUUCGAUGCCUCAGAACGCCGCCGGUGGCCACUUUCCAUUCGCGAUGGCCGGCAUGGGUUACUCGUCGACAGCGCUCAACAAUCACCUGCAUCAUCCGAUUCUGGGAGGCAUGGCAGCCGCAGCGGUUGCCGGCGGUGGCGCUGGUGGGCCUGGAAUGAUGCCGCACGAUAAUCGCAACAACAAGAAUAACUCGUCCGUUCGAUCGAGGUUACAGAACGCACAAAACUCCCAAAUGCAUCACCUACAGCAACAGAACCAACUGCCGCAUCAUCUCCAGCAGCAAUCGCAACAUCACCAACAAAUGCCACCGCGCGCGAUGGCUUGUAGCAAUGAUUACGAUGACCAAGAGGGCGAUGAACAGGUUUCUGAAUCGGAAAUGGCCGCAUUGAACUACCUUUUGGACGUUAUAAGCGAACUGUACGACAAUCCCGGCAUGUUCGAGAAUAUCCAGCGAAAGUUGAAGGGCACUUUUGCCGAGUUCCAUGCCAACCAAUUCGUAAUAAGCAAUGCUGUGGAGAUGAUCUGUGAACAGUCUGUCAGAGAGCAGAAUUUUCGCUACAUGGGUGCCCGACUACUCCAACUGUUGGAUAGCCUUGACGAUGGACACGAUAGUGUACUGUGGCGGCUGCUAAGAAUGAAGCUGGAAUACCAGGAGAAUGAACUGCAAGGAUACAUGCAAAACGAGCAGAUAAAGGUGCGGGGCACAACGCUUUUCCUUGCCGAGUUGUACAUGCAGUUGAGGAAACCUCAACACGGCCAGAGAAACAAUGAACUCGCCUUGCGAAUACUGGGUGCAGUAAAAUUUUUGCUGAAUAAAGAAGGCCCAGAGAACAUUAAAUGUGUCUGUCAGUGUUUCAAGCUAUGUGGCUUUGAACUCGAGCGUGAUCGCCAGGCUGACUUGAACGCCAUCCUAGCGACGCUGCGCCAAAUGGAGAACUCGACUGACUGCUCAACUGGCCGCUUCAUCCAUUCUGUGCUCGAAUUACAGCGAAAGUCCUGGGGACGCAACGAGGAAGUUGUCCCAGUGGCCGUUGUGCAACCGUCCUUCGGCGAGGGAACCUCGAACGAGUUCACCGACAGUCCGGUGUUCUACGGUCCCGACGGCCAAGUGAUGACCGAAGAAGAGAAUGAUUUUCUGGAAACGGCUGCACCGGUAGCCUUCGAGGAGUUCGAUGACGACAGUGACCCGGAUGAGUUGGUGGAUGACGACAACCUGGACAUGGAAAUCAAGAUGGCAUUUAAGGACUUUGUAGCGAGUAGCAAAAACACUCGACAACCACCCUACUAGCAGUUGCCGGACAGAGCUGCACUGCCUGCGUUUAUUCCUACACAGCUCUCCAGGUUCAGAGGUGAUUGUUACUUACGGCAAGCAACCGGUGGCCAAAAACGCCUCUAGACAGCGAUCGCAACAGCAGCAGUUUAAAACCUACAUUCAGAUUGAUAGUAAUGAGUAUCCUAUUUUUAAGCUAUAUUAUUGUGAGUCAAAAAGUAACGCAAAAUCGGAUGAGGGAACGAAUUGUGAAACUCGAAACUUCCCAUGACAAGCGGAUGGCGACGAGUGGGACGAGGGUUUGUUAUUGCAGUUAGAACAAGACAGAGCACAAUAUUUUAUCGAAAGCAAGCUGGCUGUGGAAGAAGAAGAAAGGACGAUUUUCACUAAAACCCCCCUCCCUGGAUAACAAACAUACGAUGAUUAGUGCAGGUAACUCUUCCAUAUCCGUUUUACGCUCAUUUCAUUUAUGUUUACAUUCUUACUGAAGAAAGUCUGUGUGAUUUUGUCAUAAAGUGCGCCAGUUUUGAGAUUCUUAUUAUAUAAUAAAAUGAAGAAAUGCUGAAAUUGUAUGCCAUUUGUUCUUCUGCUUCACAUUCGUUCGGUACAAUAGAGCAAAAAAAUACAUUCGACUAAAUUCUCUGAACGAAAGAGAAACCACUAUCUGUUCUAGAUUUUAACAGAUGCAAAGAUCUCGUUAAAAACUAUAUGUUUGUUCGUUUCCAAAUUCCAAAGAUUCCGUUCAAUAAUUUUUGCAUGCAAAAUUGUGGAAUUAUGAUGUUAUAAACUGCAGCCAUACAAAUGUUAAAUGAUUUCGCGUGAUAUUUAAGUAAGUAUAUUGCGGAGCAAUUUAGUUUAUUGCACGUUCCAGCUAUCAGUAAGGCACGGCCAGGAUUUCACUGGCUGGCUGUUGCCAUCCAGUAGAAGAGAAAUUGUGACAAAACACAGGACAGAUAGUGCAGGUAUAUAUAGGAGUAACGACAGACAAAACUGCGUACUUUGCGCAUAAAGUUGGAUAAAAGCGAAC